UUUGAAUUAGUUGUUAUGUGAUUUUUCACUUGUGAGUCGCGUUGUUUGUGUCUGAACGAUUUACGUAAACGAUCCUGAAAUAUAAAUAUUUUAUUUUUAUUGACUAUUUCGAAUGCUUCGCACUUCCGACACUACUGUUUAAAACUAUGGUUUUAAGGCAACAAUUUAGACACCUUCGUCUUAAACGUUGACCAUCGUUAUGAUUUACAGAAUCAAUACGUAACUCUUCCUUGUAGAAUUUAUGAAUAAGACUCGAUUGAUACAAAUAUAUAUGAUGACCUUGUGACCUCACAAAAUAAUUAAUCAUGCUUUUUACCCCUAUUUACAUUGCAAUGACAUUCAUCAAGACCUGGCGAAUUCGAUCUUUUAGAGCCCGUCUUUUGGAAUUCUUAAGUGGAAAUACCAGUGUCGCAUUUUGUAAAGUACCGGAAAAUGCUGCUGAAACACCUACAUUAAGCUCAAAAUUGUGUACUAAUCCUAAGAAUGCACAUCUAUGUGAUCUAUUAGAUUACACAAAUGCAUCUAGGAUAUGUAGUAUGAAACCUACUCAAUGUAUAGAUAUUGGAGAUUGGGUUACAUGUGCUGGUGGUUUGCCUUUGGGCACAUAUGAUUCAUCACCAGUCACAGAUGUUGAUAUUGAGGUGCUAUUUGAGUGUGAAAUGGAUCCACACGAAGAGAGUUCAUUUUAUGAUAUUAUGUCAUUGGAAUCAAUGGGCCAACCAAUUGCUUGGAAAGCUGGGUCUCAUUUAGCAAUUGUUUUAAAGACAAACAUGGAGCAUCUUAGUAUUAUUGGUUUUCAAUUUGUUGGUGGGGAAUUCAUUAUUGAUCAUAAGCUACCAGUUGUGAGAAUACAAACUGUACAACUUUCGGGUGAACCAAAUAAAGCAACUGAUUUAUCAAUGAGAGGGCUCCGUAGUGACAUUCAACAUGGCUUAAGAUUGGCCAAUGAGGAAUUUCAAUGGCCUAUCCAUGCAUCAUUGCUCAGGAAACUCUCAAAAGUGGUAGAUAUUAAAUCAGAUAGAAGUAUAACGGUAAUGAAUGGAGGUAGUGAUCAAGUUGAAACAUCUGUUGGUAGAAGAAAUGUUACAUUAACAGACGUAAGCACAAUAACAACAAAAUCUCUAUCAGCUGAUGAUGAUGACUCUCCUGAAAAAGUAGCAGACCAGAAAGUAGAAAAAUCACCAGAGAAAAUACCUGUUAAAACAGAUCUAAAUCAAUUAGAUGGUGGUUUAGUUGUUGAAAAUGUCACUGUGGAAAUACAACAUAAUAUAAUACCAAAUAAAGCAAGUUUAAAGCUUGAUUUACAAAAAGGAACUAGUCAAAUGUCAACCUCUCUACUGAAUAUAUCUAGUCAAAUUAAAUCAAUAACAACACAUAAGAGAAUUGUUAGUACAACAGGACCAAAGAAAGCUCCUCAAGGAGAAUCAUGCUCUCAACAAAAGGAAGAGAUUCCUAAGAGUCCUUGUAUGUCUACACCAAAAUCUGUAAAGAGUUCCCGUCCACUAGUGAAUACAAAGUCACCAAAUGUUUUAAUAUACUCUGACAGUGUUGUAGCUAGGGAUAAUUUGGAAGCCUCCUUGAAGAAAGUUCUUGAUUGUGAUAGGUAUACAGUGUAUAGCGUCUCCCGCGAAGCCUUAUGUGGUGGAGCUUGGCGUGGGCGGGCGGCGCUAGUCGCUGUUGCGGGUUGUGCUGGGCGGGCAGCACCAUUACUACUUGCUCAUUUGUUAGAUGGGGGAAAAUUGUUAGCUAUAUGCUCCGAUCUACUGCAUACGGUUUUGCCGCAUUAUAAGACUGCUGAGGUACGAGAAAAUGAAGUGGUACAAUUUUCGUAUGACAAGUGGAAAGCCGUGAAAAUGAAACAUCACAUUUUCUGCUAUCAAGCAUCGCCAGCAAAGAAACAAUUCUCUACUGAAAGCGAUAGACAAGCCAGUCAGGAUGCCAAUAUGUGUUGGCCGUCCAAAUACACCGGUCAUCCUGGUCAUGAGUUGGACAUAAAAGUGCUGGCUUCAGAGGAAACUUGGCGAACACCAUCCCUGUUGCAGGCCACAGAUCUUACUAAUCAUGGUGGCGCCAUUUUCUCGCAGAUUCACCUCGAGUCUGAUCCUACUGACUACCUCGGAGAGGAAGGUAUAAAAAGUAAUGAAGCCAGAUUGGAAAUCCUUCAUAAAAUUCUUGGUGAUAUACUGAGCCUCCACGUGAAAGACCCCAAGGAACUUGUCAAAAUUGAAUACACUAGAGGAUUCUUCCUUGGCGAUCAUGUGCACAAAAUGUCCCUAGUAGAAGGUUGGUGUCCAUUAAAGAACGGCAAACGGGUGCAGAGUAUCGGUAACCUAAGUGUGCAGUGGUGUAUGCGGGACGAGAACCCAAUGGACCAACCUUCGGAUAUUUUCCUACCUGUUUCUUUAUAUGAAUGCCCUGAAAAUUUCUCAACUGUUGAAUAUUUUGAUAACCUAACAUCUAAUAAUAUAGGACGCGUGUUAAUAUACGCGGAUGUGUUAACGUCCACUCAACAUAUCAUGGAAGGAUCGUUAGGCCACGGCGUGGGUGCAGUCGCGAGGAGUCAAAGUUCUGGCCGAGGCCGGGGGGAUAAUAAGUGGAUAUCACCUAAUGGGCAGGCUGUCAUGUCGCUACAGGUAUGGCAAAAAAUGAAUCCUACAAUUCCCUUAAUACAACACGCGACAGCACUCGCUCUAGUGCUAGCUAUACGCUCAGAUCCGCCCUACCAAAAGCUUGAUAUAAGAAUAAAAUGGCCGAAUGACAUUUACUAUGGACGAAACGUAAAGAUUGGCGGUGUUAUUACUACUGCGAAUUGUAUAGGGGAUGACGUCAUUAUUAAUAUAGGAAGUGGCGUUAACAUAUCAAACAGUGUACCAACGACAUGUGUAAACGAUAUCAUAAGCGAGUACAACACUAGAGAGGGCGCGUCACUACCGCCGAUAUCAAUAGAAAAAUUCCUGGCCCGCUAUUGUUCGCAACUAGAAAUAAUUAUCGAUAAUCUUAACUCGGAGAGAGGUGUUGAUAACUUUCUUGAAGAAUAUUACAAGUUUUGGCUUCAUGACGGCGAAGAAAUCCGUAUACAAUCUGGGGAAGGCAGCCCUGUACCGGGGACGAUAUCCGGUUUGGACGAGUUCGGUUGGCUGAUUGUACGUACAGUGGAAGGCGAUGUGAGAGUGCAACCAGACGGAAACACAUUCGAUAUCAUGAGCGGCCUUAUUGCUCCUAAACUUUAGUGGGGACAAGAUAAGGGUAAAAUCAGAGUCGAGACUUUAGUAUGUCAGAAAUGUGUUGGAGGGGAGUUAUCUAGCGGUAAGUCUCGACUCUAAAGCCGUAAGGGAUAAGUCAUGUAGAUUAAGAGAACUUCAAAAUACCGUAGACAUGAUCAAUUAAGAAAAUCCAGUGUGACUCCUAUCUCCUAAUUUAACAUUGAUAAUAUUGCAACAAUUUUAAAAAUAUGCUCAUCAAUCAAAAGAACUCUUGCAAGUUGUACCAUUGCUAGAAUAGGAGAACUGAUAAAGAAAUUGUACUCUAGUGGAAAUCAUAAGAUCUUAUUCGAGCCUCUACAUAGAAAGUGUGUUCAAUCAUUUAUUUAUUCAAACUUUAAACUUAUUAAAUUGGUCGAAUGACUAUCGAUCAAAUUUUACAUAGCAAAAAGUUAAAUUCGAAAUUUAAAAAACUUUAAAGCAUUUUUAGAAUUUCAAUUUUUAUUAGUAAAAGAAAAUUUAAAUAAUUGGUUUCACUAUAUUUAUUAAUCAUCUUCUUCAUUAUUGACGAGGUAAAUACGUUCGAAAUUUAAAAUAUUGAACGUAUGUCAUCUGUCAAAAGCAGAUUGAAUAUUUGACACCUGUGUUAUAUUCUAAAGUUGAAUUUCGAAGUGAUAACGAUAUACUCAUUUUGUAAUUUUAGAAUUUUUUUCUUUAAUAAGAAGGGUUAGGUUUGUGAUAUUAUUUGUAGAUUUCUUUAAGAACAUUUAUUUCUGUGGUGACAAUUUUUCAGGGUAUAUAUUUUAGGCAUUGGUUUAAAAAAUAUAAUAUAUUUGGUGACGAAUCUCAUUAGAGUAUUAAAAUUUUGAUUAUUUAUCAAAAUAGUAGUAUCCUAGUGACAUCUGGCGGAAAAAUUCGAUUGACUAGGGGCCGUUGAAGGUUACGUAAGCAGGUUUACUGUAAUGUAUUCCCCCUUCCUCUUGUAAGCAAAAGUAAGCAAAGCUCUCUAAAUUAAUAGAACAUAAACGUAUUCACUUUUGUAGAAAUCCUCAAAAAUACAGUUCGUUCUAAGCAUAGACAAUGGGUUUAAAAAAGUAAAUAAUUUAUAAUUUUUAUAAGUUGACAUAAUCACCAUAUAAGAAACUCCAAGGCCAUCCCUCCCCCCUAUUUUGCUUACGUAAUACCGGCCCUAGCUAAAAUAUUGUGUAGGUAGUUAAAAUAUUCCAAAGAUAGGUGUUGAAACUAGGUUGUAUUUUAAAGAAAUUAAUACUAUUGGUGAUUGUUAAACGAUCUUAAUAAAUUUUGUAGUAAUUAGGAGUCUGACUGUAUAAAUAAUGUGCAACAAAAACUUAUGAACGGUCUUUGGUCUGAUACAAGUACUUACCAAAUUCUAAUCACCAUGCCAUCUGCAUGAGCGCUCAUGACCCAUGACACCGAAACCCAUAAAUUCCGUUUAAAUAUCGUAUCACAGAGUAACAAAGUCACUUUAUAUCGCUAUCUCUAGCUAUACAAUUUAUAUCGAUAUAAUCAGUUCAAAUGAUUUUGUUACACAUUGAAUAUAAAAGGCUCAGACUCAAGUAUUCGAUUUCUCAAAGAUUAUGGUUUUAAAAAUUUAGGAACUUUCAUAUCACUUAGUCGGCCACACCACUGCCAGUGAUAAUGUUUGAAUUAGAUUUAUAAAAUAUAAAUUCUCUAGAUGCUUGCUUAAUUGCUUAGUGAUUUUUAUUCGUCUAAAUUUGUUAAGAUUUUUCUAUUUUAAAAGGUUAGAACCAAAACUAUUCUAGAAUAUUGUCUAGACAAAUACUGAGUUUCGCAAACAUUACGAAGUAGUUCUGUUAACAAAAUCUAAGAGCAUUUGACAGGCGCUUCGUAUUAAACCUUUUAAUCUUAAACAUAUAUAUAUAUAUAUAGUUUUAUAUACAUGUGUAUAAUGUUUCUCUAUAUGUAUGAUACGAUUCAGCAUGCAUUUUCAUAUUUCGUAAGUAAAAUUUAUUAAUCGGUUGAACAGUAUCAACGUUUCGCAUUUUAGUGACGAAAGUUACAUCGCGCUUUUACUUUAGUUUUUUUGUAUGGCUAUAUUAUCUUUCAGUUUAUUUAUAGUACGUUUGAUAUAUAGAAAAUAAAUUCAGACUGAUUUUAUCAAAAACAUUCCAAAAUUUUAAAAAGCUAUAGAUACUAUAGAUAAUGCUCUGGUUUCUUAAAACAUAAUCUGUGAUCAUCACUCAUAUACGAAAGAGAAAGCCAUGAAGGCUAGAUGAUUGCAUGUCAGACGGGUCUCUUUCUAUCGUAUCUAACAAUUCAUAGUCUGUCAACAAUAUCCAACAACUGUGGUUGAUUUAUUUGACAGCAGCCGUUGACAAAUACGUUUAAGAAAACAGAGUGAUUGCAUUGUUGUUCCCAUUAGAAUAGUUCUAAGUCUUAAUAUUGUUAAUAAGUACAUUUAAUAUUCUAAAUAACCUUGUUAUCAUAUAUGUGUGUAAUGUGUGCAUGUGUGUAUUCGUCCAUUUUAUGUAGCGUUGUCUGAUGUUGAAUAAAAAUGCAUUCGUGUUAGUGAGUUACAUAUUGAUAAUAGACGAAGUGACAUUUGGAAGUAAAAUUCACAUUUCAAACUGCGCUUAGUAUGUCCCCCAUAUGUCAGAACAUUGGAUUUGACAAACGUUAAUUACGGGUACGAUUUCUUCAUGGAAUUAUUUUUUAUUUUAUUGGAGGUGCGUAUUUGACGUUAUUGGGGUCUGGUGAUAAAAAGCAAUUACAUAGCACCUAGGUUAAGUGAAAAGUAGCAAGAGAAACAGUUAUUUUCGUCUUUUUAUUUAUCACAUUUUCACAAAGGAAUUAAUAGAUUUAAAACAACCUUUUUUUAACAAAGAAAAUCAAAUGUAAAAACGUUUUCUUACCUUACUUUUUGACACUGCUCAAUGCAGACACUAAAGAAUUCAGGCCCUUAAUGUUUAGAUGGAAUGCCCGCUUGGUGAAAUAGAUGGUUCCUAGGUUUAGAUUGAAAUGUGCCUAAUAUGUUCAAUUUAUAUAGGUGGUAGAUUUUUUUUUUAUAUUUGAGAAUUUUUGAAUAUAUUUCUAGAUGAUAUUUUUAUGUGAUUUUAAAUGUUUAUGAAUAAAUGCAUCGCUUAGUAAAUCUUAAGUCAAUGUUUUGAUUUGUAUUCAAUUUAAAGAAAUUAUUGUAGCCAGCCUUUCACUCAAGUUUGAAACUAGGAAAAAUAACUCAUUUUACCAGAAUAUGUAAAAAACCUCCAAUCAGGCUGUUAAUAUAAUUGCAACGUUGCGAUAUUUCCGACUACCCUACAAAAAUUACUACAGCGAGUUUAUUUUGAUACGUAACUGCGAAACAAACGAUUAUAAAUACAUGCAAUAUUGGUACCUAUAUUAAUAUAAAUCAAGGCAAGGACUUAUGCAAUACCAAAUAAUUACAGUUAAAUAACUUAUGUAUAAUGGCGGUAGUCGCUAUGAAUGUUACUGCAAUAUUAAAGGUUUUUUAUCAGCAGUGCUAGUUUGUAAAACAUUUUUUGAUUUCAAUAAUUGUCUAGAAUUAGCACUAACAACCGAAUUAAUUAGUUUGAAAAAUUUAAUGAAGUUAUAUGAUCUUUAGCGCUAAUACUAUUAAUAUUAAAAUCGGAUUUGCUGUUGAAGUUGCUAAUAAUUUAAUUAAAGAAAUACAAAUGUAACGUUUUUAGAGUUGAGGUUUAUAAGUAUGUUUUCACGUUAUUUCACAUUUCAUAAUUAUAUUUCGCUGUUGUGUAUUCUGUUGUCUAUUGAUGAAGUCUACCGUUAUGAAAGUAUCCUGUUAUUAAUCUUGUUGUAAAUGCAAAUCAAUAAAAUAUUUGUCAUC
Pieris rapae (cabbage white) is the source of this 7041-nucleotide messenger RNA. It is a transcript of the gene Hcs, whose product is annotated as biotin--protein ligase. The coding region runs from base 306 to 3230 and encodes 974 amino acids. Lineage: Eukaryota; Metazoa; Arthropoda; Insecta; Lepidoptera; Pieridae. Gene Ontology annotation, cellular component: cytoplasm. Gene Ontology annotation, biological process: protein modification process. Gene Ontology annotation, molecular function: biotin--[biotin carboxyl-carrier protein] ligase activity. The record is from RefSeq and is a predicted model, not a curated record. The transcript is spliced from 15 exons.